Messenger RNA from Perognathus longimembris pacificus (Pacific pocket mouse), 945 nucleotides. Its product is annotated as olfactory receptor 6N1-like. Gene Ontology annotation, cellular component: membrane. The transcript has a single exon. The record is from RefSeq and is a predicted model, not a curated record. Gene Ontology annotation, biological process: G protein-coupled receptor signaling pathway. Bases 1 to 945 code for a protein of 314 amino acids. NCBI's taxonomy places the organism in Eukaryota, Metazoa, Chordata, Mammalia, Rodentia, Heteromyidae. Gene Ontology annotation, molecular function: G protein-coupled receptor activity; olfactory receptor activity.
AUGGAUCAUGUUAACUAUACCUGGACACAAACCUUUCUCCUGGCUGGUUUCACCACCACAGGAACCCUAAGACCUCUGGCUUUCUUGGGCACCCUGUGCAUCUAUCUCCUCACACUGGCAGGGAACUUGUUCAUCAUCAUCCUGGUGAAGACAGAUUCCGGACUGUCCAUACCCAUGUACUUCUUUAUCAGUGUCCUCUCCUUCCUGGAGCUCUGGUAUGUCAGCACCACGGUGCCCACUCUGCUGCACACUCUUCUCCAUGGGCGGUCUCCCAUCCCCUCGGCUGCAUGCUUUCUCCAGCUCUAUAUCUUCCAUUCCUUGGGUAUGACUGAGUGCUACCUGUUGGGUGUCAUGGCACUGGACCGCUACCUGGCCAUCUGCCGCCCGCUGCACUACCAUGCACUCAUGAGCAGACAGGUCCAACUCUGGCUAGCAGGGAGCACUUGGGUGGCUGGCUUUUCGGCUGCACUUGUGCCAGCAGGCCUCACUGCCACCCUGCCAUUCUGCUUGCAAGAUGUAGCCCAUUACUUUUGUGACCUGGCACCACUGAUGAGGUUGGCGUGUGUAGACACAAGCUGGCAUGCUCAGAUUCAUGGGGCAGUGAUUGGUGUGGCUACUGGCUGCAACUUUGUGCUCAUCAUGGGACUCUAUGGAGGCAUCUUGACAGCUGUGCUAAAGCUGCCCUCAGCAGCCAGCCGUGCCAAGGCCUUCUCCACUUGCUCUUCCCACAUGACGGUAGUGGCCCUGUUCUAUGCCUCUGCCUUCACAGUCUAUGUGAGCUCACCUGGGAGUCGACCUGCAGACUCGGACAAGCUUGUUGCCUUAGUUUAUGCCCUUCUUACUCCUUUCCUCAACCCCAUCAUUUAUACCCUUCGCAACAAGGAAGUGAAGGAGGCUGUGAAAAGAGUCAGUGAAAGGAUGAGGGCUAUUUGGAGGAAACCCUGA